Messenger RNA from Macadamia integrifolia, 1544 nucleotides. RefSeq lists its product as uncharacterized. The coding region runs from base 1022 to 1405 and encodes 127 amino acids. The transcript has 3 exons. Lineage: Eukaryota; Viridiplantae; Streptophyta; Magnoliopsida; Proteales; Proteaceae. The record is from RefSeq and is a predicted model, not a curated record.
GCGGUGGUGACCAAGUACUAGCACUUUCCACAUUUUCCUAUUGGUGAGGUUACCCUUAUGCCUAUGUGCUUUUAUGCCUUGACAAGCAUUUCAUUUGGGGGUAGAACCAUGACCCUACCCGUAGGAUUCUCGACUACCAAGGAGUUCACAGAUCUGACUGGUAUCACCAUUAAAGCCGGCUAGACGUGCAUCCGCCUAGGGGAGAUUAGUGCCCGAUGGUGGAAAGUCAGCUUGGGGGAGAAUCCAAGCAACAUAUCUCAGAUAGAACGUUCCUUCCUACUAUUUGUCAUGGGUCAGUGCCUCUUCAGUGACCUCUGAGGGGGAGUAGAUAUCUGCCUGGUGGUCUUCCUCAAAGACCUUCGUAUAGUAGAUACUUGGGACUGGGACGGGGCUGCCUAUGCAUAUGUCCUACUGUCCUUGGACCUACUAUCCUAUGGGGAUAGGGCCUCAAGGGGGUAGGCUACAUCAUCCAAGUAACUUUCCUUCUCAUAUCUAUUUUCUUUCAGUCAUUUGGCCUACACGUUCUUACUUUGAUUUCUUGAAACAACCCUUGUGUUUUGAGCAUCUAGGAACCAUAGUCCCUAAACUGAGGGAUCCUGAGACAUUCUUCUUCCCCCUGGCCACAAAAUAGGGAGAUAACUAGGUGGUCUGGGCCCAAUGCCAUACUCUGAGGACCAUCGCUUGUUCUCUUUUGAAUGAUCUCACUAAGGUAUGCCAUGUCUGACAUUGAAAUUCUAUUCUCCUGAUGCUGUACUUACCCUUCCUUGGUUUUGCAUGUUACUUGGAGACCAUUCCAUGACCUUGUGUUUUCAGAUUCUAGGAGAGUCGUCUGGGUUCAUCAACUGUCUGAGAACCAAGCCCUAUUCCAGGGCCUGUGGGGCCAUGCCUAGUACUUACGAGAGAGAGUAGUACUCCAGUGGUUAGACAUCGAUCCAUGUCCUUCUCCCGGUGUUCCUCCACCCAGUAUGCAUUGUCCAGAGAUUGUCCUUAUAGACGAGAUGAAGUACUUAGCUAAUGAAGUAUGGGAGGAUCCUUUCUUGAAUUGGAUAGGGACUAUGGAGCCUUCUUGGAGGAGGAGACAGUGUGCACCCGUCUCAAUCCCAAUGGUCCAGUGGGGAGAGUGAGGCAUGUAGAUCCUUUUGCUAUUUGGUGGCAUGCCAGUGCUACCAAUCCUUCACAAACAAGGCCCUCUACCAAUGCCAGUCGGUCUCUCAGAGUUGCUAACGUCUCCUUUCAUGGCUUCCUUACCUGGACCUAUCCUAACGUAGCCAACCCCGGUCUUCCUCAUCUUUUGGAGCCGAACACAGAUAUAGAUGCUUCCCUUGGGCUGCCUAUUCCUUAUGAUUAUUGUCCCCGGAGGUCUAUGCUGAGAUUAGGAGGAUGCACUAUGGCCUAUGCGAGGUGAUAGUUACCAAGGAUCAGGAGAUUGCCCCGCGGGAUGCACUGAUUGAGGACCUGACCCACAGGCUGGAGUAGGUUGUAGUAGCAUCUGUGGACUCCCUGGUGCUUCAUGAGGAUGGCUCAGAGUACGGUUCAGAUGAUGG